CCAGCCAUGUCCCGUCCCCUGAGCGACCAAGAGCGGCGGCGCCAGAUCAGCGUGCGGGGCCUUGCGGGGCCGGAGAACGUGGGGGAGCUGAAGCGGGGCUUCAACCGGCACCUGCACUUCACGCUCGUCAAGGACCGCAACGUGGCCACCCCCAGGGACUAUUACCAAGCGCUGGCGCACACCGUGCGCGACCACCUCGUGGGGCGCUGGCUCCGCACCCAGCAGUACUACUAUGAGAAGGACCCCAAGCGCAUCUAUUACCUCUCGCUGGAGUUCUACAUGGGCCGCACGCUGCAGAACACGAUGGUGAACCUGGGGCUGCAGAGCGGCUGCGAUGAGGCCCUGUACCAGCUGGGUCUGGACAUGGAGGAGCUGCAGGAGAUCGAGGAGGACGCGGGGCUGGGCAAUGGCGGCCUGGGGCGGCUGGCGGCCUGCUUCCUGGACUCCAUGGCCACCCUGGGCCUGGCCGCUUACGGCUACGGGAUCCGCUACGAGUUUGGGAUCUUCAACCAGAAGAUCUCGGGGGGGUGGCAGGUGGAGGAGGCCGAUGAUUGGCUGCGCUACGGGAACCCCUGGGAGAAGGCGCGCCCCGAAUACACGAUCCCGGUGCACUUCUAUGGGCGCGUGGAGCACGGCCCCGACGGAGCCCGAUGGCUCGAGACACAGGUGGUGCUGGCGCUGCCGUACGACACCCCCGUACCCGGGUACCGCAACAACACCGUGAACACCAUGAGGCUCUGGUCGGCCCGCGCGCCCUGCGACUUCAACCUGAAGGACUUCAAUGUCGGGGGGUACGUUCAGGCCGUGCUGGACCGGAACCUGGCUGAGAACAUCUCCCGAGUGCUGUACCCCAAUGACAACUUCUUCGAGGGCAAGGAGCUGCGGCUCAAGCAGGAAUACUUCGUGGUGGCGGCGACGCUGCACGACAUCGUCCGGCGCUUCAAGUCCGCCAAGUUCGGGAGCCGCGACCCCGUGAGGACCUCGUUCGAGGCCUUCCCCGACAAGGUGAGAGCUAAAACCUGCCGGAAACACCCCAAAACCAGCGUCCCAGAGCUCAUGCGGAUCCUGGUGGAUGAGGAGAAGCUUGGCUGGGACAAGGCCUGGGCGGUCACGGUGCGCACCUGCGCCUACACGAACCACACGGUGCUGCCCGAGGCGCUGGAGCGCUGGCCCGUGCGGCUGCUGGAGACGCUGCUCCCGCGGCACCUCCAGAUCAUCUACGAGAUCAACCAGAGGUUCCUGGAUCGGGUCUACGCCGCCUUCCCCGGGGACCACGAGCGGCUGCGGCGGAUGUCGCUGGUGGAGGAGGGCGCCGUGAAGCGCGUGAACAUGGCGCAUCUCUGCAUCGUGGGCGCGCACGCCGUCAACGGCGUCGCCCAGAUCCACUCCGACAUCCUCAAGAACAGCGUGUUCAAGGACUUCUAUGACCUGGAGCCCAAGAAGUUCCAGAACAAGACCAAUGGGAUCACGCCGCGGCGCUGGCUCCUGCUCUGCAACCCGGGGCUGGCCGACGCCAUCGCCCAGCGCAUCGGGGAAGGUUUCGUGUCCGACCUGGACCAGCUCCAGAAGCUCCGCGGCUUCGUGGAUGACGAGAGCUUCAUCCGGGACGUGGCGGCCGUCAAGCAGGAGAACAAGGUGAAGUUCGCGGCGUUCCUGGAGAAGGAAUAUGGGGUGCGCGUGAACCCGGCCUCGCUCUUCGACGUCCAGGUCAAGCGCAUCCAUGAGUACAAGCGGCAGCUCCUCAACUGCCUCCACGUCAUCACCCUCUACAACAGGAUCAAGAAGGACCCCAGCAAACCCAUUGUGCCCCGAACCGUCAUGAUCGGGGGCAAGGCUGCCCCCGGGUACCACAUGGCCAAGAUGAUCAUCAAGCUGGUGACGUCCAUCGGGGACAUCGUCAACCACGACCCGGCCGUGGGCGACCGCCUCCGGGUGCUCUUCCUGGAGAACUACCGCGUGUCGCUGGCCGAGAAGGGUGCGG
Messenger RNA from Pezoporus occidentalis (night parrot), 1981 nucleotides. Its product is annotated as glycogen phosphorylase, muscle form-like. Gene Ontology annotation, biological process: glycogen catabolic process. Gene Ontology annotation, cellular component: cytoplasm. Lineage: Eukaryota; Metazoa; Chordata; Aves; Psittaciformes; Psittacidae. The record is from RefSeq and is a predicted model, not a curated record. Gene Ontology annotation, molecular function: glycogen phosphorylase activity; pyridoxal phosphate binding. The transcript has 16 exons. The annotation marks the transcript as partial.